AAUAAAAUUAAAACGAAGAAUAGUGGAUAGAUAAUGAAUUCAAGAAAAACUGAAAAUUAACAGUUUUAUUGAUUUAAAAAUUAAUUAUAAAAGUGUAAUUAUGAUUAUGAUUGCUUAUCAUUCAAAAGUAAUUUUAGGCUGUGAUGUGCUCUGUAAUGUGAUUAAUUUUUUAAUUAUUAAAAAACAGUAAUUAGAAGAAAUGCAAAUACUAGACAAGAGGAAUCAAUCGAUAUCUAUUGGUCAGAGUGGCAAUUGUUUUAUAUCGAUCCUGGGAGUCGAUAUUUCUCUGACAAUAGAACUGUCGAAAUUUAAACCAAUGAAAAUAAGGGUUGUAUGCAAUAAAUAGAAUUGAACAUAAAUAAUAAUCUGAUAAUACUUACAUCGAUUUUUAUAAGAAAAAUAAUGACGUGAAAAAAUUAUAAAAUUGAUAAAAAAUCAAGAAAAAAAUCAGCACAUUAAAUUAGUGUAAAAAUAACAUAAAUAAAAGAAGAAGAGAAAAGAAUUAUAAGUAAAUAAAGAUAAAGGGAUUUCGCAAUAAUGGUAUCAAGAUACGGAGUAGCUAAGGAUGGUACGAUUGGUGUAGCUGUCAGCAUUGGGCCAAUGCAUUGCUUUUUACCUCAUUGUGGCGGAGGUGCUGGUGGUCCAGCUCAUUUUUCAACUCAUCCACCAAAUAAUCCGCCAAACCACAAUCAUAUUCAUCCCCAUAACCACCAGUCUUUGAUACCGCCUCAGUCACUUAGUCCUCAACAACAUUUGAGACAGAUAAAUCACGUUCAACAACAGUCACAGCAUCAAAGUCAACAAUCACCUCAAUAUCGAAUUAUUGCUGGUUCUGAUUUUCAUGUGCCAGGACAAAGUUACGGCGCCCAACCAGGGGGGCAGGUGGGUGGUGGUGCAAGUAGUUUAGGGGUAUCAGGGGGAAGAGGACCGCCAUCACUAAGUGGUAUACAGUCGCUAGGACAAACAACACCAGGGUUACAAUCUGGUGGACCUGCUGGAGCCCAACAACCACCGGCUCAAACACCAACUCCUGGAGUUCAACAACAACAGCCACAAGGCCCACCAGUUACGACAACACCUCCAGUACACACACCAUCACCCCAAGAAAUGGGAAAACAAAUUCAUCAUCCGUCACAAUCAGCUUCUCUACAACAAUCUUAUGUUACUAAUCAGUCAAGAGCAGUUCAGCAGGGAUUUUUUCCAAUGGCUACUAGACCGGUACAAUCUCGAAACUCAGGUCAUAGAAAUAGUCAAGGAAGUGGCGCUUCUCAUGUAGUUAGUAUGCCCGGUGUUGCGGGAGGUGCUGGACAACCACCUACUCUAUAUUCACAUCAUGGUAACAUAAAUGUACCAGGAACACCGAUGCUUGUUCCUGGUCAAGUUCCUAGUAUCCACACAGGUCAUCAUACAACUAUGUAUUCUGUGAACAAUCAAAUGUCACAAAUUGCAUUUCAACAACACAGACAUCAAGCGCAUCAAGGUCAACAGUUUUUCACUAGUUUUCCAGCACAUGCACUGAUACAACCAAAUAUAUUCCCAUACACACCCGGGCCUACAGCGCAAUUUCAAUAUUGUUAUCCUCCUCAUCAUCCACAAAAUACUGCGAUGAACUUGAGUAGGACAAAUACUAAUACAAUGAGUGGAGGCGGUCAACAUAUAGGGGGUCCGCUGGCCGGAGCCCAAGGAACUGCUGGAGUUCCACAAGGUACGCUUCAACAACCGUCACAGCAGCCACAAACAAUACCUCAAAUGGCGAUAUCGCUUACCCCAACAGCUUAUACUGGACAUAGUACUGGUACGAUAAAUUCAAUAAAUCCUACGUAUCAAAAAGUAACAGCAAGACCUUGCGCAUUGAUGGAUAUCGUUGAUCCAACUACAGGCAAAAAUGUUGCUGAAGACAUUUAUAGAAAUGCUGCCGCUUCUCCAAGUGAAGACUCAAAUAGUAAAGAUACUAAUCAACCACAGAAUCAUGCGAUAAUUGCACAAUUCGCAUCGCUAGUUGCCAAGGCAGCAAACGAAGAUUUGGAUACGAAUACAAGUUCAUCGGCCAAUAAUGUCCAAAAUAAUCAACAAUCGUCUACACAAUCCAGUGCAAACAAUCAAAGUAUAAGGAACUCUAGACAUGCUGCCGCUUCCCCAAGUGAAGACUCGAAUAGUAAAGAUACUUCUCAACCACAGAAUCAUGCGAUAGUUGCACAAUUCGCAUCGCUAGUUGCCAAGGCAGCAAACGGAGAUUCGGAUACGACUACAAGUUCAUCGGCUAGUAAUGUCCAACAUAAUCAACAAUCGUCUACACAAUCCAGUGCAAACAAUCAAAGUAUAAGGAACUCUAGACAUGCUGCCGCUUCCCCAAGUGAAGACUCGAAUAGUAAAGAUUCUUCUCAACUACAGAAUCAUGCGAUAGUUGCACAAUUCGCAUCGCUAGUUGCCAAGGCAGCAAACGGAGAUUCGGCUACGACUACAAGUUCAUCGGCCAGUAAUGUCCAACAUAAUCAACAAUCGUCUACACAAUCCAGUGCAAAUAAUCAAAGUAUAAGGAACUCUAAAACCCAAUCAACCUCUAGCAAAGAUUCAAAGCCUUCUGUUGAAGAACCAACUUUAUUAUCCAACUCUACUAUUUCUAAUAAAGAAAAUAAUUCGACCAUUCAGUCGCCAUCAUCAUUGUCAACGCCUAGUGGUUUUAUACCUGACACAGAGUCAAAAAAUGUGUCACCAACUGAUUCUCAAGGACCCAGUGCUAUAACUGAUAAUUCGCAACCAGCUAAUGGUUCACCAGUGCUCUUUUCUAAUCGUGACCACACUCAGAAUGUGAAAACUUCAUCAAAUUCACCACCACGACGGAAAUCUCAUAAUCACUAUCAACAGCCCCAGCAACCAUCAGCGAAUAUUAGUGUAGUUACUGCAGCUAAUAAUUCUUCAGUUUCUGAUGUUCCAGCAACGAAUAAAGAUUCUAUUAAGGAUAAAAAAAUUAAUGAUAAGACUCUUAAUACUUCAAAUAAAGUUGCAUCGUCUACGAUUCCGAACCAAAACGAACAACAACCCACUUAUCAUCAUAAAUCUAAUGAGGAUGGAAUUGAAGACAAAACAGAAAUGGAAUCUGGAGCUAAAAAUGAUGUUCAACAAAAGGCAUCUGACAGCAAAUCAAUGCAGAAACAAAAAAAUAAAAAUAAACUUAAAGGCCGGGAUCUCAAUCGCAAAGGUGCUGAGAAAGAAGGCACCGAUAUGGAUGCUUUUGUAAAUCCAGUGCCACAACCAGUGAAACCAGAAGAAAAAGAACCCUUGCCAUCGAAGACUGGUCCAAAUGUUGAGCUACAACAGCAACAACAACAGCCACCAAUUAUUGAAGCUAUAGUAAUUGAAAAGAAAGAAAAGAAUUCUGAGAAAGUAGAGCCAACUGUACUGAGUCAACAGGAACAAUUAGUUAAAUCACUUUCGGUAGAGACAACAGUUCCUAAUUCUUUAGAAACGCCUGUGAAAGAUGAUGUACCUGUUGAAAAUUCAUUGACUGAAAAAAUAGUUGCUCCCGUAGUUGAAGAAUUAGAGAAAAAAGUAGUUAAAGAUUCACCAGCAAUCAUUGAAGACAGUAAAAAAUCUUCUAAUUUGCCAGAAAAAAAGAAUAAUGAUGUUGUUGAUCAUGCAAUUGUCAAUGAUACUGAUAUUGAAGCAAUUGUAGCUCAAAAAAAUGAAGAGAAUACUAAAGUGUCUGCUAAUCUUCGUCGUACUGAUGAGACUAAUUUAACUGAUACAUCUGUGAUUGAAAAACAAAAUGAUAACGAGCCUCCAAAUAAAAUAGAAACGGUGGUUAAGGCUGCAGCACCACAAUUAAAUUAUAAGUAUAAUAAUUAUCAAUGGAGUCCAACAAAUACUAGUGGCAAAAAAGAAUAUGAUCGUGAUUUUCUUAUGAAACUACAAGACGAUCCACGAUGUAAAAUCAGACCUGCAAAUCUACCUGACUUAGAAGUUGUACUGAAAGAUUGCUCAAGACAAACAACUCGUAAUAAUAACAUAGGUAUGCGGAUUUUUAAAGACACCAGGGUACACGAACAAUUUUUCCCUGAAUUUUCAAAAUCCUCCUUCGGCUCGAAAUUGCCUCCUCCAAUGAAUAAAAAGAGUUAUCAGGGCAAAUCUAAAGUAAUCAAACCAAAUGUGAUUCAUGUAUCGUUAUCACUACGUGAAGACGUAAAGUUACGUGAGACUGAAAAUGCUUGGAGACCAACGCAUCUUAAACCGCAAAAUCAAGAAGAAGAAAACCAAAAAAUACAAACGCUUUAUAAAAAAGUACGUAGUAUAUUAAACAAACUAACACCACAAAAAUUCACUACGCUUGUAAAUCAAAUGAAAGAAUUAAAUAUCGAUACACAAGAAAAAUUAGAUGGUGUUAUUAAAUUAGUAUUCGAGAAAGCUAUUGAUGAACCCAAUUUCUCAGAAGCUUAUGCUUUGAUGUGUUCCGAACUAUCUAAUACUACUACAUUGUCGGCUACUGAACAAGAUAAAAAAGAGAAAAAUGCUGCUUUCCGUAAGACACUUUUAAUUCGCUGCCAAACAGAAUUUGAAAAAAAUGCAGUCGAUGAAGAAGAAAGAGCUAAAAAACUGAAAGAAAUUGACGACUGUACAGAACCUGACAAGAAAAAGGAAUUACAAAUGCUUCUUGAAGAAGAAGAUCGUAGAAUAAGAUUGAAAUCUGUUGGAAACAUACGAUUCAUUGGAGAACUUUAUAAGCUGAGAAUGCUUAAACCUGAUAUUAUGGACCAAUGCAUACAAAGAUUAUUACGAAGUAUUGAUGAAGAAAAUUUGGAAUGUCUGUGCAAGUUAUUGUCAACGAUUGGAAAAAUAUAUGAAAAGAAAAAUAAUUUAUCUGAUUACUUUAAAAAACUAGAAGAGCUUGUGAGUACAAAAAACAGAAAAAUUAAUUCCCGGGUUCGAUUUAUGAUUCAAGAUGUAAUCGAUUUAAGAUUAAACAAUUGGAUUCCUCGACGAGAGGAAAAUAAUCCUAAGACAAUCGAUCAAAUUCAAAAAGAGGUUGAAUCAGAGCGUAUCGAAUAUCCAUUAAAUAAUCCGAUCAUGAAUACUCCUCGAAAGGACGAUCGAAACAAUGAUAAUAGAAGAAAAAAUCGAGGUCCCCACUCAGAUGAUGGUUGGAGCUCAGUAGGUAAACGAAUACCAUUCGCUGUAGAAACUUCGAAAUUCAAUACGAAACCUCCAGCAAUGGAUGAAAUCAAGCUAGGCAACAGAUCUAAUUACUUAUGGAACGUUGCUAAUGCUGGAAAUAAAUUUGCUGUUCUCAGUAGUAUAUCAUCAGAACAAGAUAAACGGUCACCGUGUUUACCACUUUCUGGAUCACGAUCAACCGGUCCAAGAGAAUAUCGAAUAGAGCCCGACACUCAUAAGUCUGCUUGGAAUGAUAACCGAGGUUCCCGAAAUGGAAGUCAUCCAAUGGGUAGUGGUAGCAGUAGCAGUAAUUCAAGUCGAGAAAAUUCGAUAAUGGAUGGAUCAAAGAGUCAAAGUAUUUCUAUGCCACCACCAUCGAAUAAAUUCAAACCUACUACUAUUAGUAGUUGUAUGCCGCCAAGUAAUACUCCGAUUAGUAAUAGACGCCAAAAGAGUGAAGAUGAAUUAGAAGACGUUAUUAAGGCUCUACUUGAUGAAUGUAAAUCAUUUGUAGAUACUAAGGCAUUCAUCACAGUUGCAAUGGAAGAAAUCCAAGACAACUUUGAUAGCUCAACAUAUCCACUCUUUAUUCGAUCAUCAAUAAAUUCUGUACUUGAUCGAUCAACAGUGGUUCGUCAAAGAUUUUCAAUUUUACUUGCUCAUAUGAUUAACGAAAAUUUUAUUCCUCUCAGUCUGUUUCAAUCAGAAUAUAAGCAAAUUAUAGAAGGUGCGGACGAGUUGGUCAUUGAUAUUCCAAUGUGUUGGGCAUACUUUGCAGAAAUAUUAUCGGAAUUGUUAGUGGCGAAUGCUCAUCCGUUCAGCGAAUUGAAACAAACUGUAGACAUACUCAAGACUGCUGGAACGUGUGGAAAACUGCUAGGAGAAUUAUUUAAUAUAUUAUCUAAAGAUCAAGGACCUAAAUGGGUUAUUGAUAAAUGGGACCAAAGUGGACUACAAUGGAGUGAUCUGCUGGAUUCAGAACAAGAAAAUAUUGAUAAUAUUUUUAGCAAAUAUAAGCUAGAAUUUUUGAUAAAUGGCUCUUAUAAUUCUGAAAUGUCAAUGUCUGACAAAGUAAUUCCUCUCGCUGAGCGUAUAGAUGAUAUUCAUGAUCACUUAAUAAAAUUAUUACGUGGUAGUUCCUUCGACAAUAUUACAAGUUGGAUAACUGCGAAUGUCGGUCCACAAUCAAAAGAAAAAUUAUUUAUAAAAACUCUCGUCACUGCAAUUAUGGAAGUUUCGACAGAACCGGUAAAAGAGACAUAUAAAUUCCUUCGUGAUAAUUUUAAUAAAUUUGUACCUCUUUUAACACGGUAUAUCGAUGCUGAGCCACAACUAGAACUUCAAUGUCUACUGGCAUUAGAAAUACAAGACUAUAAACUUGACCACCCUCAAGGUAUACUGAGCAAUAUAAUUCAAAUCCUCUUUGACAGUAGCACAAUUUCAGACGAAGCGUUUUUGGCCUGGCAGAAUUAUAUGGAUCCUACGGUCAUACGUAGUCAUCCCAUCGUGGUGACAAACUUAGCCACAUUUUUUGAAGGUCUAAAGGAUCGUAGUGAAUCUAGUGAAGAAUCGUGAAACAUGUCUUCUAGAUAUUUAUAACUAAUUUUAAACUACGAACAAUAAAUGUAAAAAAAAUUACUAUUGACGAUUUACCAAUAAUUUUCUUAUCGUCAUUAAGAAUUUUUUUGAAAGAUUCUCAGCGUUUUUACGCUGAGUGCGUGCAUGCAAAAGUGUAUGAAUGUUUAUGGAUUUGUUGAAUCAAUCCAUUGUGCUGAAAUUUGUAAAUUUAUUACAAGUCGCAUGCAAACAUAAUUAAAUUGAUUUUUUUAAAAGGUAAAAAUGUUAUAUAAUUGUGUUUUGAGAACGAUGAACACAAGUAAUACUAUAAAAGAAAACAAAUGAACAGCUUCGGUAAAAUAAUUUACCAAGUGUUAAACGUGGAAAGGUGAAUGUAUACAAUUUGGUAUGGUUAUACUAAAAAUAAUACAUUAUACAAUCAUUUUACAAUAGUGAGCAAUUGUAAAAAAUAUACAGAAAACAACAAAUAUAAUAAAUAUUAUAUUUGACAUAUGUUAUAUAUUAAGAUAAAUACAUAAUCAUUGUAUUAUUAAUUAUUUAUCGCUCUGACAACGAUAGAUUCGUUAUUUUACGUUUGUACUAGUGUAAUAAUGCUGAUGAAUAAAUGUUGAAAAAUGGAAAAUACACUAUGAAAAAUGCAAAAAUUCUCUCUAUUGUAAAAACAAAUACGCUAUUUAUGAAUUCGAUGAAUAAGGUCGUAUAAUGUAACCUUAUAGAUAGUAUAUUGUAUAAUUAUUUUACAGAACUUCAUAAAAAAAAUAAAACUAAAAUACAAAAUGCGGUAGCUAUAAAAAACAAAAAAGCGUCUGAGGAUUUCAGUUUGCAGUAAUAAUGCCUGAUUUGGGAUAACUAUUUUUUAAAAUUUCGCGUAUAUAUAUCUCUAAAUAAUUUAAAUAUAUUAUCGAUUAGAGCGUGAUCAGCGGUCAACAUAUAAAAAAUAAACAAUGCAUUAGAUAACAUUCAAAAUAAAUGAAAUAUUCCGAUGAAUCUGUACAAAUGGUAGAUUUUUUUGAUUACACAAAUUAGCAGAGUCAGAAUUAUUCCGCGAAUUGAGGCAUUACAAGAAAUAAUCAGCAUACAUUUUUUAGAGAAAAUUAACGAAAUACUAAAAAGUUCUACGAAAAGAUUAAAAAUAUAAUCUUUUAUUAACAAUAAGGAAUGUUAUGGUGUUAAAAUACUUGCCGAUUUCAUCUAUAAGUAAUCUUACUUGUGACAGAUAUUAUGAUAGUCUUUUUAAGGCUAAAAUUUUAACAAUAAAUGGAGUUAUACGUGUUCGUAACUUACAUUUUUCGUAUUAAUUAAUAUUCAUAAUUGUACAAAAUAUAAAAAAAAUCCAAACACCAAUGAUGUUCUUCAUCUUUUUUUGAAAUAUUAUAAAAAUAAGACACGUAUUUGUAAAUUAAAAAAAAAAAAAACUUAUAAAAACGACAGAAUAAAAAAAUUGCUCUUGCAAAUGUCUGCGAAAAAUAAAUUUGACCUCAGUAGAUUUGAGGUAGUUUUGAUUUUUGUAUAUUCUUCUUGAUUUAUUUUGUAACUAAAUAUAUCUAACUUAGAUUUUGAAUAAUAUUAAUGUAUAAUAUUCAUAUGAACAUAAAAAUAAUUUUAUGUUAUUAUUUUAAUUUAACGAGAGAUCCAAUGAACUCAAUAAGUUUAUAAGCGGUGAGGGGCGAUAAACAGAAUACAAACACCGUCCACAUGAAAUGAUGAAAAUACACUCAAUGUUCAUUUGUUUUCUCUCACUUGUCAAUUAAAUAAGAAUGACGCAUACCACAUAUUUUUUUUACAUAUUAUACAUAUAUGUAUUAUUUUUGCUUGUUACCGAAUGUUAUAAAAGCGAAGAAAAUUAAAAUCAUCUUCGCCUAGGAAAAAUACCAUUUUAUAGUAAAAUUUAUCGACUAAUAAGUUCAUGAAAUUUAUUUUGCUUUCAUGCUUUCGAUUUUCUGUCAUGUAAUGGUAUGCACAGAAAAUCUUUAUAAAUAUGAAUGAUAAAUAUAAUAAUGGUAAUUAAUUAAUUAAUCAAUUAAUUAAUUAAAAUUAUAGUAACAAUAAUAAUAAUAAGAUAUACUUGAUGAAUAUAUUAGAAUAAUUUAUAUAUGAAUAAAAAAAGUUGUUAAAUAAAUGAUAGAUUGUUAAGAUACUUUAUGAAUGGAAAAUAAUAAAUAAUCAUGUGGACAUAGUGUGAGUGUGUGAUAAUAGAUUUUUGGUGAAAUAUUGAAUAUUUGGGGAUAAAAAUAUACUCUUGUAAAUAAUAGUUAUGUAGUGAUAUCGAGGUUAAUAAUAAUUAACUAACUAAGGGAAUAAUGAAAUUUGUAGAAAAAGUGUCUAAUGGGUCAAAACUACAUUAUGAACAUUUCCACUACGAAAACAUAAAAAAAACUUGUGCGCGUAUUUUAUUGUGCAGCACUUCUGGGAAAAAGGUGUAUUGAACUCUAAUUGUGAAGUUAAAUAUUAAUGAGCUGCUGUAUUGCAUCAAUAUAUUGAAUACAAAAAUGAAACGUCGAAAUGAACAUUCAAACUUUCAUUAAAAAUGUUCAGUACUUCCUGUGUAUAUGUAAAACAGUAUAAAUACAUAUAUCGCUGAUAGAAUAAUGAUUGCUGAUUGAACAAAUUAACACCAUAAUAAACUUUUAAACGUAUGUACUACAUUAAUGAACCCAUCUACAAAAAACAAGAAAAUGAAAAAUAAAUACUUGACGUCAGA
This is a messenger RNA of Chelonus insularis, 9427 nucleotides long. It is a transcript of the gene Eif4g, whose product is annotated as eukaryotic translation initiation factor 4 gamma 3-like. Gene Ontology annotation, cellular component: eukaryotic translation initiation factor 4F complex. Gene Ontology annotation, molecular function: translation initiation factor activity; mRNA binding; protein binding. NCBI's taxonomy places the organism in Eukaryota, Metazoa, Arthropoda, Insecta, Hymenoptera, Braconidae. Bases 538 to 6723 code for a protein of 2061 amino acids. The transcript has 20 exons. The record is from RefSeq and is a predicted model, not a curated record.